Pogonomyrmex barbatus (red harvester ant) is the source of this 604-nucleotide messenger RNA. Its product is annotated as U6 snRNA-associated Sm-like protein LSm5. Gene Ontology annotation, biological process: mRNA splicing, via spliceosome. The record is from RefSeq and is a predicted model, not a curated record. Gene Ontology annotation, molecular function: RNA binding. Gene Ontology annotation, cellular component: U6 snRNP; U4/U6 x U5 tri-snRNP complex; Lsm1-7-Pat1 complex. Lineage: Eukaryota; Metazoa; Arthropoda; Insecta; Hymenoptera; Formicidae.
GUUGCAUAAAAUGGCCUCUUACAUUCCUUUCUCAGUUAUUUACUUUUUCAUGGCGAAUGCAGAUGAGAACGUGAUUUGUAGUAGUUUGUGCGAUUUUUGUAAUCUUUUUUAAAUUGUUAUUUAAUUGCUUACAUCUCUGUAAACUAUUUAAUCAUUUCGUUAUAUAUAAAUCACUAUGGCUACUUCGGUUAGCACAAAUCCAUCUACCUUAUUGCCUCUAGAAUUAGUUGAUAAAUGUAUUGGUUCUCGGAUACACAUUAUCAUGAAAAAUGACAAAGAAAUUGUGGGAACUCUACAAGGUUUUGACGACUUUGUAAACAUGUUGCUGGAAGAUGUAACGGAAAGCGAAGCAACCCCAGAAGGACGUAGAGUUACAAAAUUGGAUCAAAUUCUUCUUAACGGCAGCAACAUCACUAUGUUGGUGCCUGGUGGGGAGAUGCCGGAUACAUAAAAUUGAUUUUUUAGUCAUCCUAAUUUCAUCAGAUUUACCUUAAUAAAAUUAUAAUGAAAUAUUAAAUGUAAUCUAACUUAUUUCAAGUAAGAUUAUAACGAUAUAAACUCAAGCUCAAUUCUUAUUAAAUAAAUGUUAAUUAUUAUUACAAAA